Hymenoscyphus albidus is the source of this 1815-nucleotide messenger RNA. The record is from the annotation of a GenBank genome assembly. NCBI's taxonomy places the organism in Eukaryota, Fungi, Ascomycota, Leotiomycetes, Helotiales, Helotiaceae.
CCUUUCGCAACUUCAAUAUGCCUCCCAAAAAAGCUGCCACCGUGGAUGUUAAGUCCAAUGUCGUUGCGUUCGGAAGAGUCCGCAAAAAUCUCAAGAUGGGAUGUGUGGGGCUACCAAACGUGGGAAAGAGUUCCCUGUUCAAUCUCUUGACUGAACAGAGUGCUCCUGCAGAGAACUUUCCAUUCUGUACUAUUGAUCCUAAUGAAGCAAGAUGUGCUGUUCCUGAUGAAAGAUAUGUAAGUCACUUCUCAACUUGUUGACAAGUGUGAUUUUUCUGCUUGCUCGAGGUCAGCUCUCAAUACAAUUAAUCCGACACUAUCACCUCGGAAAUUUUGAUGUAUUCCGGUCUUAUCGAUGAUUCAGUUUAUUUCAUAUCAAAAAUAUGCGUCUCUUUGGUCCUAAUUCUAGAAUCCCGCUAACACCUCAUCAGAACUUCCUUUGCGAUCUCUGGAAGCCACCUUCUAUGUACCCUGCUUAUCUUCAAGUAACCGAUAUCGCUGGCCUCAUCAAAGGAGCUUCUCAAGGAGAAGGUCUUGGAAAUGCUUUUCUUUCCCACAUUCAAGCUGUGGACGGCAUGUUCCAUAUUGUCCGAGCAUUCGAUAACGAUGAGGUUCUACACGUUGAUGACUCCAUAGAUCCUGUCCGAGAUUUGGGCAAGUGAUCUAUUCUAGAGGGACUAUGGCCACUUGAAGUACAGGGGUUAACUUCUGUAGAAACUAUUCAGAGUGAGCUUUGUAAGAAGGAUUUAGGUAUGUUACAUUUAAUGACUGGUGAACGAAUGAGUACUGGAAGUUGAUGUUGGUUUUAGACAUUCUCCAAAAACAAAUUGUGGCAGAAGAAGCGACUGUUCGUAAAGCAGGUGGUAAAUUUAAGAUGAACCCUCUCUUUCCGAGUACCACAGCCAAGAUUCAAGCAGUAAGCGCGUGCCGACUUUGUGCGCGUUAAAGACCUCAGCGAAUUGACAUUUUCACAGCUUCUAGAAAAGAAUAUCCCAGUCCGAGACGGAACUUGGACUUCAGGAGAGAUUGAACUAAUCAACGAACGAGUAGGUUUUAUGUUCUCAUCACAGAAGGUACAACUAACAUGAUUGAAGAUUCAACUCAUCACUACAAAACCAGUCAUCUAUCUCGUAAACUUAACAAUGAAGGACUACCUCCGCCAAAAAUCAAAAUAUCUUCCAUUAAUCGCUAAAUGGGUCACCGAGCAUGGCGGUGUCCCAAGGGAUAUCAUCCCCUUCAGCGUGGAGUUUGAAGAGAAGAUUUAUGCACUUAAAAAAGAAGGAGGACAAGAAGCCGUCGAUGCUUCCCUGAAGGAGAAGGAGGUUAAGGUAAAGAGUAAGCUGGAUAAGAUCAUCACAGAGGGCUUUACAAAGUUGGGCUUACAAUACUAUUUUACCGGUGAGUUUUCUUCCGAAUGUCUAAUGUGGUAGAAAUAUGCUUACAAUGUGAAUAGCUGGGGAAAAGGAAAUCAGAUGUUGGACUAUCCCGCGAGGGUGUCUAGCUCCCCAGGCUGGUAUGUUGCCGCUUUCUGGGAAUCGAGCUGAGAGACUGACAAUCGUUUCGUGUAGCCGGAGCAAUUCACGGCGACUUUGAACGAGGAUUCAUUAAAGCUGAAGUAGUAGCAUAUCAAGACUUCCACGAUCUGUGUGACGGAGCAAAGUCGAUGGCGCCUAUUAAAGCAGCUGGCAAGUAUAGACAAGAGGGAAAGACUUAUGUGGUUCAAGAUGGUGAUAUUAUUCAUUUCCAAUUCAGUAAGCUCCGGUCAUGCACUUCCAGACCCGAAUCGAUGUUCUAAUGCAAUGUUCUAGAUGUCGCA